UCGUUGCGAGGUAGGUGAUCACCCCGAUCCAUCUCCCGCCCCGCCCGCGCUCGCUCAGUUCGCGCGGCACCACUACUCCGCUGCUAAAUCCUACAGGUAGCCCAGGCGCGGCGCGGCCCUCCCUCCUAAUCCCACCGCUCCGCCGCAGGUGCGAGGUGGUUGGCGGCCGCUUACCCGAACCGGGCGCCGUGCGCGCGCGCGCCAGGCGCUCGUGGUCAAGCCAAACGCUGCCCACCGCCGCGGCCUCGGCCUAUAUCCUCGCGCACGUCCUCUCCCGUCUCUGCACCCGCUUCCCUUCCUUCUUUGGACUCGUCGUCCGUCCACCAGUGUUCCAUCCAUCAGCCCUCCACGGCUCGGCCUGAUCGCAACACGUAAAGUCUAGCUCGAUCAAGAUCGCCGCCGCACCGAUGGUGACGAUGCCGGCGGCGGCGUCGCCGGGCGCGCGGCGGUCCGUGGUGGCGGAGCUGGAGGGCGGGCUGCUCCGGGGCGCGGACACGUUCCCCUACUUCAUGCUGGUGGCGUUCGAGGCGUCGGGCCUGCCGCGCUUCGCGGCGCUGCUGGCGCUGUGGCCCCUGCUGCGGCUGCUGGAGCUGGCCGGCCGGGGCGGCCUGGCGCUGCGCGCCGCGGCGCUCGUGGCCACCGCGGGGGUGCCCCGGGCCGAGGUGGAGGCCGUGUCCCGCGCCGUGCUGCCCAAGUUCAUGGCCGACGACGUCGACCCGCGCGCCUGGGCCGCCUUCGGGGCCUGCGAGGGGAGACGCGUCGUCGUCGCCACGCGGCUGCCGCGCGUCAUGGUGGAGCGCUUCGCCAGGGAGCACCUCGGCGCGCACGAGGUGGUCGGCUGCGAGCUCGAGUACAGCCGGCUCAGGCGGUGCACGGGGCUCCUCAGGGGCGGCGGCGCCGAGGCCGUCGCGGGCCGCGUCCGCGCGCUCUUCGCCGGCGGCGACCACCCGGACCUCGGCAUCGGCCGGUCAGAGAUGGCGCGCUCCUUCUUGCCGUUCUGCAAGGAGCAGCUCGAGCCGCCGUUCACCGCGGGCGCCGCGACGACGAGCGCCGCCGCGCCGCCGUUCCGGCCGGUCAUCUUCCACGACGGGCGCCUCGUGUGCCGUCCCACUGCGCUCAUGUCCCUCGUCAUCCUCCUCUGGCUGCCCCUCGGUGCGCUGGUCGCCUUCGUCCGCAUCGCCGUCGGCCUCAUGGUGCCCAUCUGGACCAUCCCCUACAUCGCCCCCAUCUUCGGCGGCGCCGUGAUCACGCACGGCCGCGCGCCUCCCCCCGUCCGCCGUGCCAGCGACGCCGCCGCCGCGGAGGACGGCGGCUCGCCCUCGGGCGUGCUCUUCGUCUGCACGCACCGCACGCUCAUGGACCCCGUGGUCCUGGCCACCGUGCUCGGCCGCCGCGUGGCCGCCGUGACCUACUCCAUCUCCCGGCUGUCGGAGGUCCUGUCCCCGAUCCCGACGGUGCAGCUGACGCGCGACCGGGUCGUGGACGCGGCGCGGAUGCGCGCGGAGCUGGCCCGGGGCGACGUGGCCGUGUGCCCCGAGGGCACCACCUGCCGGGAGCCCUUCCUGCUCCGCUUCUCGGCGCUGUUCGCGGAGCUCAGCGACCGGAUCGUGCCGGUGGCGAUGAACUACCGGGUGGGGCUCUUCCACCCGACGACGGCGCGCGGGUGGAAGGCCAUGGACCCCAUCUUCUUCUUCAUGAACCCGCGGCCCGUGUACGAGGUGACGUUCCUGAACCAGCUCCCCGCGGAGGCGACGUGCGCGGCGGGGAGGAGCCCCGUGGACGUGGCCAACUACGUGCAGCGGAUGCUCGCCGCCACGCUCGGGUUCGAGUGCACCAGCCUCACGCGCAAGGACAAGUACAGGGUGCUCGCCGGGAACGACGGCAUCGUCAGCGCCGCCAAGCCGGCGGCGCCCGGGAAGGCGGCGUGGCAGAGCCGCGUCAAGGAGGUCCUCGGCUUCCUGCUCCACUAACCAGUUGGUCGAUGCAGAGAGACGACACGUCGUAGCUCUGGCCAAAUACUCGAUCGGCUCACCAAUUUCAUUGAGUUAUUAUACACUUAUACAUGUACGUAUAGUCACGUAAAGAAUGCCCUCCUAGCAAAAAUACAGUUUUUGUGGCAUUUUCUUACACGAAAUUUACCCUGUAUAUUGAUCUGUUCAUUUUACUUUAAUCUGUAAAUGCUUUUGGCAAAUUCUACUGGUUUGUAAUUAAAGAUUAGAUCGAGUUGUUCCUCAUCAACUUCAA
Panicum virgatum (switchgrass) is the source of this 2244-nucleotide messenger RNA. RefSeq names its product glycerol-3-phosphate acyltransferase 5-like. The transcript is spliced from 2 exons. The record is from RefSeq and is a predicted model, not a curated record. Bases 408 to 1970 code for a protein of 520 amino acids. Gene Ontology annotation, biological process: cutin biosynthetic process. Lineage: Eukaryota; Viridiplantae; Streptophyta; Magnoliopsida; Poales; Poaceae. Gene Ontology annotation, cellular component: membrane. Gene Ontology annotation, molecular function: phosphatase activity; glycerol-3-phosphate 2-O-acyltransferase activity.